AAGACUAGCUUAUUCUAGACGUAUUUAGCUCGUUAUAGUACAAUUUUAGGCUUAGUAGACAUUUGAAAAACAAUUGAAGCAGGUAAGAUAAUCUUAAUUACAAAGUUUUUCUUUAUAAAAUUUUGCAAAAUUUAAAGUUUUCAGCAUGGCCAAAAGUAACAGUGAGCAUGUCAAACGACCCAUGAACGCGUUUAUGGUGUGGUCUCGUGGUCAGCGCAGGAAGAUGGCUCAAGAGAACCCCAAAAUGCAUAAUUCGGAAAUCAGCAAGCGUCUCGGUGCACAAUGGAAACAGCUGUUAGAGUCAGAGAAACGACCCUUCAUUGAUGAAGCUAAACGUCUUCGAAGCUUGCACAUGAAAGAGUAUCCUGAUUACAAGUACAGACCACGGCGUAAACCCAAGUCUUUACUGAAGAAAGAUCAGUCAUAUUUCCCUGUGACGUCAUGUCUGACUUUCUCUCCGGCUUUUGAUCCUCUUCGGAGAUUUCCAUUACAUAAUACCCCUCCAACAUUUGGCUUGUCUCCCCUAUCUGCUUUGGAAAGUGAGAAAGCUACUGCUGUCAGAACAUCACCUUUGGGCUUUCACAUAUCUUCCAGUCCGAUGAGCCCUUCACAUUUAAACAAUAUCUACGGCAACGGAGAUGGACCUAAUUUUAAUUUAGAAAAACUACGAGUAGCGUCCAUCGAUCCCUCCCUCUCGCCCAGUAGUCUGGCGGCAGCGAACAGCAGUAUCUUGAGUUACACACCUUCAACGGUGUCGCCUCUCUACAGCGCGGCAGCAAGUGGGAGUUUCCACCACAGUCCCAUCGCUGUACUCCCAUGUGGAUGUGGUCCUGCUUAUUUUUCGGCUCUUGGCCCUUUUCCCUCAGCAAGUAAUUUAAAGACUCAAAAGGAUGAUUUUCGCUUUCACUAUUCACGCUUGUUCAUGAAACCUGAGGAAUAUCUAUCAAAACUCUCAAACCCUCCAGCCCUAACUGGCGUAUCAUCAAGAUGUUAAGCCUUGUUCAGGCUUAAGUAUUUUCCAAUUAGAGAACAGUAAGACUCGAUAGAGAAGCUAUGUUUAUUAUUGUUAUUAUUAUUAUCGAUUAAUUAGUGAAAAUAUAUUUCUAGUCGUUACUAGUGCCAUACCUCACUCGUUAACAAUUAACAUAAUAAUAAAGAUACAAUAAUUUUAAUACAAUCAACGCAGCUAGAAGACUCGUAUGCUUGUUGAGACUGGAAGUGGAAGGCAAAUGUGAUUAAUUAUUACACGAGUUCAGAUAACAGUAUUAAAGGUAAAACGAAAUAAAACAAAAUUAAAUAAUUUUUUUUAUAUUCUGAAUUAUAAAAUAUUUAUCUCAGUACGCCAAUAAUAUUUUUUUUGUUCAUGUUGUUUAAUGUAAAGUUGCACAAAGUAUUAUUGGCGCUGCGCCCAAUGCAAGGAUCAAACGCCGAAUGUUAGUAUUGUUAGCCUUCCAGUUUGACAUUGAGCCACCGGGAGGGGGCUAGAAGUUUUCAUCAUGUGAUAACUAGUAGUUUAA
This is a messenger RNA of Limulus polyphemus (Atlantic horseshoe crab), 1517 nucleotides long. Its product is annotated as transcription factor Sox-14-like. The record is from RefSeq and is a predicted model, not a curated record. Gene Ontology annotation, biological process: regulation of DNA-templated transcription; anatomical structure morphogenesis; cell differentiation. Gene Ontology annotation, molecular function: DNA-binding transcription factor activity, RNA polymerase II-specific; RNA polymerase II cis-regulatory region sequence-specific DNA binding. NCBI's taxonomy places the organism in Eukaryota, Metazoa, Arthropoda, Merostomata, Xiphosura, Limulidae. The transcript has a single exon. The coding region runs from base 146 to 994 and encodes 282 amino acids.